GAUUAGACCCCGGUGAAAUAAUGCGGAGAUUUGAUUAUAGGCCGGGCAAAUUUACUGUUUCCAACUUAUUUUUGAAAUUGCAACAUGACGUUUUUAAUAAUGAUGCAAUUAUAGAAUGGUCAAUCUCCGCCUUACGCGGAGGAAU
Messenger RNA from Racocetra fulgida, 145 nucleotides. NCBI's taxonomy places the organism in Eukaryota, Fungi, Glomeromycota, Glomeromycetes, Diversisporales, Gigasporaceae. The record is from the annotation of a GenBank genome assembly.